Molecule: messenger RNA, 3435 nt
Organism: Rhinichthys klamathensis goyatoka
Lineage: Eukaryota; Metazoa; Chordata; Actinopteri; Cypriniformes; Leuciscidae
Gene: ptk2ba
Product: protein tyrosine kinase 2 beta, a
Exons: 32
Coding region: 226-3177 (983 amino acids)
Biological process (GO): signal complex assembly; protein phosphorylation
Cellular component (GO): focal adhesion; cytoskeleton
Molecular function (GO): protein tyrosine kinase activity; ATP binding
Source: RefSeq, a predicted model, not a curated record
CACGCGUGGGGUGUGUCCAAAACACUCACGUCAGGAGUUCAGCUCACUCUCUCUUAGAUUCAUAUGAAUUAAACAAACACCGGAUGAGAGAUAGAGAGUGAGAGAAAGCUGGACUGAACAUCAGCUCAUUCUCAGACAUCAUAUGGUAACACAGGAGUAAACUCGUUCACACAUCAAAGACAUGGAGCACGUCCAGAGCUGAUAGUCAGUUAAACCUGUGUAGAGAUGUCGGGUGACACCGGUACAUUGUCAUGGAAACCGCCUCCUCCCGGUCACCCGCAUGUGUCCGCCGAGACAGGGAAUAAAUGCAGGGGGGUGGUGAAAAUCCUCAAAGUGUGCUUUAUAAGCAACAGCGCCAACCUGGGCAAGAACUUCAAACUGGUCAAAUGUGAAAGUUCCUGGAAUAUCAGGAGAAUUAUUAAGUCCAUCCUGGACAGCGGACGACUUGGUCCCAACAUCAUGUUCUUAGAAUGCUACGGUCUGUUGCUCAAACACCUCAAAUCAGACGAGGUUCACUGGCUGCACCCGAACCUCACCGUAGCUGAAGUGGAGCUGAAAUAUGAACAGCAGCACGUCGAGGCAGAGUGGAGAUAUGAUUUGAGGAUCCGUUACAUUCCUCCUGAUUUCCUGGAGAAGUUAAAAGAAGACAAAACCACAAUGCUCUACUUCUACCAGCAGGUUCGCAGUGACUACAUGCAGCACAGUGCUAGGAGAGUUAGUGAUGGGAUGGCACUGCAGUUGGGCUGUCUGGAGAUCAGGAGGUUUUAUAAAGACAUGAAUGCCAGCGGCCUGGAGAAAAAAUCUAACUUUGAACUGCUGGAGAAAGAUGUCGGCCUGCAAUUGUUCUUCCCUCAAGAAUUAAUCGUCAGUAUGAAGCCGAAGCACCUGAGAAAACUGAUCCAGCAAACGUUUCAGCAGUUUGCGUUGCUGAAGGAGGAGCAGUGCAUCAUGAAGUUCUUUGAGACAUUAUCUGUCUUUUCCAGUUUUGACGACGAGGUUUUCCCUUGUGAGCUGGUGCAAGGAUGGAGCGUCUCUGUGGAUCUGGUCAUCGGCCCCAAAGGUAUUCGGCAACGCACAGACAAAAGCUCUGUGCCGGUCUGUCUAGCCACAUUUGCGCAAAUUCGCAGUAUUAAAUACACCCUUCAGGAUGACGGAAAGACACUGCUACAUAUAUCUAUAGACGGAGCUAAACAGCCUUUGUCUAUCAGCACCGCAUCUCUGGCCAUCGCAGAGAACAUGGUGGAUUUAAUUGAUGGCUACUGUCGUUUGGAGCAUGGAAACGAGACGACUUUAAUAGUGCGGCCUAAUAAAGACAGAGAUGCUCGAAUCUCUCUACCUCCUUUACCCUGCAGCAGUAUGGAAAACACCAGAUCUAACAUGGAAAGUAAAAGUUCAGAUAUUUAUUCAGAGAUACCAGAAAAUAAACCAGUUGAAUCAUGUAAAUUCAGCCUUUCACGGAACGACGUUGUGCUCGGUCGGAUUCUGGGCGAAGGUUUCUUUGGUGAGGUUCACGAUGGGAUUUAUAAAAGCAAGACAGGGGAGCGAGUGAAUGUAGCUGUAAAGACAUGCAAGGACUGCACAGCUGAUGUGAAGGAGAAGUUCAUGAGUGAAGCUUUGAUCAUGAAGAAACUGGACCAUCCACACAUUGUGAGACUCAUAGGAGUUAUCGAAGAGGAUCCGGUGUGGAUUGUCAUGGAGCUUUACCAGUAUGGAGAGCUAGGAAAUUACCUGACGGAGAACCAGCAGAAACUAACCAAUAUCACCCUGAUCCUGUACAGCGUGCAGAUCAGUAAAGCCCUGGCUUACCUAGAGGGUGUUAACAUGGUACACAGAGACAUUGCUGUGAGAAAUGUGCUGGUUGCCAAACAUGACUGUGUGAAGCUGGGAGACUUUGGCUUGUCCAGAUACAUAGAAGAGGAAGAGUAUUACAAAGCCUCCGUGACUCGAUUACCUAUCAAAUGGAUGGCGCCAGAGUCCAUCAACUUCAGACGAUUUACCUCGGCCAGUGAUGUCUGGAUGUUUGCUGUGUGCAUGUGGGAGAUCAUGAGUGGGGGCCAGCAGCCUUUCUUCUGGCUGGAGAACAAGGAUGUGAUAAACCAGCUGGAGCAGGGUGUCCGUCUACCUAAACCCGAGAGGUGCCCGCCAACCCUUUACUCCCUCAUGACCCACUGCUGGGCCUACAUCCCCCGUGAGAGACCCAGCUUCGCUGAGCUAGUGUGCAAACUGAGUGAUGUUCAUAAAAUGGAGAAGGAAAUGGAGGUGGAUGAGCUGAGAGCCAGAACCCGUUCCAUAAGCAUAAAGCCGUUUCAUGACGCUCCACCGAAGCCAUCAAGACUUAAACCAUCUGGUUUCAACACUCUCAAUCCACAUCUACAUUGGCAGCUGCCCGAGUCUCUGCGCAUUAGCUCGCCUGUCCUCUCCAGCCCGCCAGACUGCCGUUUCGCGCUCACGCUGACCCUGCCGCUGUCCCCUCGCCGUGGCAGUAUGGGGGAUCGUGGUUUUCCUGAGCCCAGCAGUAAGGAAGACGCCCAGCGGCUGUGGGAACUGGACAGGCAGCGUGUGCAGGAAACUUUAAGGAGGCAGAAACAGGAAAUGCUGGAGGACAACAAGUGGCUGGAGAAAGAAGAGAAGCUUCUGGAUCCGUUUGCCAAUGAUGACACAAAGGCAAAAGCGAAGUCAGAAAACGAGACAAGCCAAGAUCAGUUCCAGGGUCCCCCGGAGAAGCCCCCGCGGGUGUCCGCUCAGCCGGCUCCCACAGCAGAACUGGAUCGCACAGAUGACAUGGUCUACAAUAACGUCAUGGAGAUGGUGAAGGUCGUGGUACAGCUGAAGAACGAUGUCAACACGUUACCAGCCUCAGAGUACGUCAAUGUGGUGAAGUCGGUAGGAAUGACGUUGCGCAGUCUGAUCCGCAGUGUGGAAGACAUCCUCCCGUCUUUACAUGAGUCCAUCAGAACAGAGAUUGAGGGAACUCAGAAGCUGCUGAAUAAAGACCUGGCCGAGCUGAUAAGUAAGAUGCGUCUGGCUCAGCAGAACGCCGUCACGUCUCUGAAGGACGAGUGUAAGAAACAAAUGCUGACGGCCGCUCACACGCUGGCCAUGGACUCCAAGAACCUCCUGGACGCUGUGGACCAGGCCAGAGUACGAGCCAAUAUAGCCAAAUCCGCCACAACCUAGAUCUGAUCCCUGAUUGGAUGUCAAACAGGGGGUUUUAUCCAAUGAGAAAGCUAGAGGAUGAAUUUAAUUAUAAAUGACCUGGCACAACUCGCUUUAUUUAUGCUUCUGAAAGGUAAUGAAAGCAGUGCUUUCGAUGUUGAAUGUUUUUUUUAGAUAUAUUUUCACAAAUGUACGAUUGUAAUCCUUUUUAAAGAGUCAAAGAUGUUUAAUUUCUGGAAAAAAGUUUGUGGAAGGAAAUAAAUACAGAUUUUUUUGCCA